Molecule: messenger RNA, 452 nt
Organism: Racocetra fulgida
Lineage: Eukaryota; Fungi; Glomeromycota; Glomeromycetes; Diversisporales; Gigasporaceae
Source: the annotation of a GenBank genome assembly
CAGACUAUAAUCAAAAUGUAAGAUUCACAUCAGUCCAGAGUGAAAAAGAUCAUUUAUUAAUACUUCUUGCAAAAUAUAUUGAUAACAUUGUGAUGAUUCAAAAUGAUUGUGCAAUCAAGUCAUGCAAAGACUUACUCUGGUCUCUAAUUUCAAAAUUAUUAUCAGCUUUUAAUUGUUUACAUUCUGAAACACAUAUUUUGUUUGAAGGUGUACCAGAAAUUAGUAAAGUGGAUAUCAAAAGAAUUUAUUUUCUUUAUGAAACUAGUAAAUUAUGCUUUAAGCAAGUACUUGAACAAGAUAUAUACAAAACCAAACCUCAAAUAACUUCUAGAUGUUGUUUGCGAAAUAUAAAUAACUAUAAAGAAGAAAGAAAUAUACUUUCUUUAUUGUUUGUAUCUAAAGAACAAUUAACUGAAGCUAAAAUUGUGAAUGUUUUGCUGGAACUUGAAAAA